This is a messenger RNA of Anopheles funestus (African malaria mosquito), 1699 nucleotides long. RefSeq names its product E3 ubiquitin-protein ligase TRAIP (gene nopo). NCBI's taxonomy places the organism in Eukaryota, Metazoa, Arthropoda, Insecta, Diptera, Culicidae. The coding region runs from base 305 to 1645 and encodes 446 amino acids. The transcript is spliced from 2 exons. The record is from RefSeq and is a predicted model, not a curated record.
CCAGUUUUUCAAAACAUUGGCCGGUAUCGCAUUCGGCAAAACAUUUUCCACAAACAAUGUAAAUCUGUUUAACAUCGACGGUUGGCGAAAAUAAUGUGUUUUAAUCAAUGUUAUUUUUACAAUCAAGCUUUUACACCUAUCGUUUCUUUUGGAUACAGGCUCAGUAGGCUCUAAUUUUCGACAUCGGGUUGUAAUCAAAACGAGAAGAAAACCACCAAGAAGAAGUUUGUUUUGUAGCGAAGCGGACGCGCGCGAAUCCCGUGUUUAUUUAGUUGACUUGUUACCGUGAUUCUAUAGCAAUAAUAUGAAUUUAGUGUGUCCCAUUUGUUCUGAUCUAUUUGUACCAUCUGCCGAAGUAAAUAUUACACCAUGUGGCCACAUGUUCCAUAACCCAUGCCUGUUGCAAUGGCUAGAACGAUCUAAAACCUGCCCGCAAUGCCGUGAUCGUUGCAUCGCAACACGACUAAUCAAGGUAUAUUUCAAUGUAACGGCCAAUCUCGAUACGACCGAAGACAACGCUUCCCUGUUGGAAAAGCUGGACAACUUUACGUUAAAAAUCCGCGAGCAGGAAAACAAAUUGAAAACAUUUGAAACAAAUGCUGCUGAACAUAAAAGUGAGCAGAAAAAGAUGAGAAAAACCAUACUGGGUUUGGAGGAAGAAAUACGUUCCAAGAACACGGCUAUGUUUGCAUUGCGGCACGAAAUGGACAUGAUACGAGGAGAUCGGAAAGCGUUGGUCAAGGUGCAGGAGGAGCUGGAAAGCGUGCGAACGAAACUGCAGCUAUAUAUAGGGGUAAAGCAGGCGCUGGAAGAUAGUGUGCAAGAGGUGGAACAGAUGCUUACCAAUAAUAUGACCCGUGAAGCGGCCAUCACGCUAGCCGUUGCUCUGAAACGCGAGCUACAAGCACAAGAGAUGAAGCGUAAGAAGCAAUCGGAUCGGAUAACGCAUCUUCAAAAUGAUCUGAUAGAAUACCGUAGGAAGAUCAAAACAUUGGAAGAGAGUCUCUCGACGUGUGAUAGUGAGAUAUAUCGACUGGAGCAACUUUUAAAGCAACAGGCAAAAGAGGCCACUGUCGAUACGUCGACCGAAAGCUUUGGUUCUCCGGACGAAAUUGUACCAAAUACACCGGACCAACGCCCAAAGGUUGGUCGGAAGCGCCCAAUGACGGACCUUAACAAUAGUACUCCUUUGUCGGAGAAGGUACGAAAAAUUAUAGACUCCAAUUCGCCUUACCUUCGAGUUAAAACUAGCAGCAUUGGACUCGCGCCACUCAUGCGCGUGGGUUUAAGCGCAAAUCCACAUCCUUCGUCAUCCAGUAAUAAUGGCACGGAGAAGCCGAAACUGAGCGGAAGUUCUUCUGCCAAAUAUUCGAUCUUCUCGAAGAAAAGAAUAUCCGAGUCAAUUUCUGGACUUGCAGCAAUAGCGAAAACUUCCUCCACCGCACAGGAUGAGAAGAACUGUGAAAGUAAGGAAGGGGAGGAAAGCACUCUGGCAGGACCACGGUUCAAGUUAACUUCCUCUACCGUAACGGCCCGUCUAAAGGCAGGCAAACUUACUAGGCAUCCCUCUACGGUAAGCAGCCCCAAGAAAGGGGAGGAUUUCAAUUUAGAUGAUUUUAUCGAGUUAGAAAAUAUUAUUGAAUAAGCGCUCGUGUGUGCGGAAGCUUUUUAGAGUAUUUAUAAUAAACUAUUUGUUAUA